AAGAAAAGUAGGCUAGCACGUGGGUUAGCUAGUUCAAUAGGGGACCUCCAAAAAAUACUUUUAUUUCAACUUGACUGUUAUCUUUGGUGAUUAAAAACUAAUAUUAGUGGGUUAAAAGUUGAGUUUACUAUUCUGCUGGCUAUUAAGCCAGAAGACAAGCUUUCUAAUGGCGGACAAUGGAGACGAUGACUCCCAGCACAGAGUGAAUGAGGGUGACUACGUUGUACUGAAACGGGGAGACAUCUACAAAGCUGUGCAGAUUCAAAAGAAAAAGUUAGUCGUUACACAACUGUGUUCAUGCACAAUCACAUUAUCUGUUGGUUUGCAUUAGCUAACAAUUCUUGACAGUCAGGUCAAACAUUUGCCUGUACGACUAGCAUGCAAGCUAUGCCGUGUUGAUUAGUAUUGCACUCUUGCCAUCAUUGCUUUCUAGCUAUCUAAAUAGGAGUAGGAUACACAGCCAGGUAACUUAACAUUCAUUUUCACAUUUGUAGACGAGAAUGUAAUAAUGGCAGCUUGAAGCUGGAUGACAUAUUUGCAGUUGUGUAGUGUUUUGUGUAUCAUAGUGGACUCACUGUGUGUUAUCGUGCGUUUAUUGAAAUGAUCUGACAUGUCUUGUAACCCCAGGAAAACAGUCUUUGAGAAGCAGUGGUUCUUCCUGGACAAUGCAGUAGGGGAGUUGUAUGGGACCACCUUUGAAGUUGUGACUGAUGGGAAACUGCAGCCACGGAAACCUAAACACAUCGAGAGCUCUGCAGGUACCUACCUACCAAACAACAACUAUUUCAAUUCUCUAAUUCAGGUAUGGAUUCAGUUGGCCAGGUGCGGAGUUGAUGUCUGUGUCUUGUUUCUGUGUGUCUCUUUAGAUGCCAAGGAAGCAGGGACAGACAACAGGAACAUUCAGGAUGAUGGGAAAUCACAGAAACUCACCAGAGAUGACAUUGAGACCCUCAAAGAGCAAGGUCUAAAUGGACAGGUACAUGAUUCGUUGUCAUUUCUCCCUCAGGGGGAUCACAAAUAUACAGUACCAGUCAAAAGUUUGGACACACCUACUCAUUCGAGUUUUUCUUUAUUUUUACUAUUUUCUACAUUGUAGAAUAAUAGUGAAGACAUAAACUAUGAAAUAACACAUGGAAUCAUGUAGUAACCCAAAAAGUAUUAAACAAAUUAAAAUCAAAAUAUAUUUUAUAUUUGAGAUUCUUCAAAGUAGCCACCCUUUGCCUUGAUGACAGCUUUUCACACGAUUGGCAUUCUCUCAACCAGCUUCACCUGGAAUGCUUUUCCAACAGUCUUGAAGGAGUUCCCACAUAUGCUGAGCACUUGUUGGCUGCUUUUCCUUCACUCUGCGGUCCAACUUAUCCCAAACGUCUCAAUUGGGUUGAGGUCGGGUGAUUGUGGAGGCCAGGUCAUCUGAUGCAGCACUCCAUCACUCUCUUUAUUGGUCAAAAAGCCCUUACACAGCCUGGAGGUGUGUUGGGUCAUUGUCCUGUUGAAAAACAAAUGAUAGUCCCAGUAAGCGCGAAUUAGAUGGGAUGGCAUAUCACUGCAGAAUGCUGUGGUAGCCAUGCUGGUUAAGUGUGCCUUGAAUUCUAAAAAAUCACAGACAAUGUUACCAGCAAAGCACCAUCACACCACCACCUCCAUGCUCCACACAUGCAGAGAAAAUCUGAAAUUUGGACUCAUCAGACCAAAGGACAGAUUUCCAUUGGUCUUAUGUCUAUUGCUCGUGUUUCUUGGCCUAAGCAAGUCUCUUCUUAUUGGUAUCCUUUAGUAGUGGUUUCUUUGCAGCAAUUUGACCAUGAAGGCCUGAUUCACGCAGUCUCCUCUGAACAGUUGAUGUUGAGAUGUGUCUGUUACUUGAACUGAGUGAAGCAUUUAUUUGGGCUGCAAUUUCUGAGGCUGGUAACUCUAAUGAACUUAUCCUCUGCAGCAGAGGUAACUCUGGGUCUUCAUUUCCUGUGGUGGUCCUCAUGAGAGCCAGUUUCAUCAUAGUGCUUGUUUUUUGCGACUGCACUUUAACAAACUUUCAAAGUUCUUGAGAUUUUCCGGGUUUGACUGACCUUCAUGUCUUAAAGUAAUGAUGGACUGUCGUUUCUCUUUGCUUAUUUGAGCUGUUCUUGCCAUAAUAUGGACUUGGUCUUUUACCAAAUAGGGCUAUCUUCUGUAAUCCAGGCACUUGUCAUCUCCCGUCUGGAUUACUGCAACUCGCUGUUGGCUGGGCUCCCUGCCUGUGCCAUUAAACCCCUGCAACUUAUCCAGAACGCUGCAGCCCAUCUGGUGUUCAACCUUCCCAAGUUCUCUCACGUCACCCCGCUCCUCCGCACACUCCACUGGCUUCCAGUUGAAGUUCGCAUCUACUACAAAACCAUGGUGCUUGCCUACGGAGCUGUGAGGGGAACAGCUCUGAUCAGACCCUACACCCAAACGAGGGCACUACAUUCAUCCACCUCUGGCCUGCUAGCCCCCUACCUCUACGGAAGCACAGUUCACGCUCAGCCCAGUCAAAGCUAUUCGCUGCUCUGGCACCCCAAUGGUGGAACAAGCUCCCCCACGACCCCAGGACAGCGGAGUCACUGACCACCUUCCGGAGACACUUGAAACCCAACCUCUUUAAGGAAUACCUGGAAUAGUAUAAUAGUAAUCCUUCUACCCCCCCUUUUACUACCACUGUCAUUUGUCUAAACUAACACCUGACUUAUUUCACCUGCUAGCACUGACUUGUUUAAAGAAAUGUACUUAUUGUGAUUGAGAUGUAGUUGUCCCUGAUUGCACUGACUUUGCUCACAGCUGCUUGUUUGAAGAAGUGUACUUACUGUGAUCAAGAUGUGGUUGUCCCACUGGCUAUCCUAAGUUGAAUGCACCAAUUUGUAAGUCGCUCUGGAUAAGAGCGUCUGCUAAAUUACUUAAAUGUAAAAAAUAACACCCCUAACCUUGUCACAACACAACUGAUUGGCUCAAGCGCAUUAAGAAGGAAAGAUAUUCCACAAAUUAACUUUUAACAAGGCACACCUGUUAAUUGAAAUGCAUUCCAGGUGACUACCUCUUGAAGCUGGUUGAGAGAAUGCCAAGAGUGUGAAAAGCUGUCAUCAAGGCAAAGGGUGGCUACUUUGAAGAUUCUCAAGUAUAAAAUAUAAAUUGAUUUGUUUAACACUUUUUUGGUUACUACAUGAUUCCAUAUGUGUUAUUUCAUAGUUUUGAUGUCUUCACUAUUAUUCUACAAUGUAGAAAAUAGUAAAAACAAAGUAAAUCCCUGGAAUGAGUAGGUGUGUCCAAACUUUUGACUGGUACUGUAUAUUAAUCCAAUUUAAACGACAUGGCUAUAUGUGUGCUGAGUAAAUAGUUUGCUUAGAAUUGCUGUACACAAAGUAACACAACAGUACCGGUAGUAAAUUAAGUAUUAAUUUGUGAAAGUUUGUUUUUGUGUAUGUUGAAGAUGCUCCUCUUUCCCAUCUCUCCUCUCCUCAGGAAAUAGUCCAGCAGCUAAUAGAGAACAGUACGACGUUCAGGGACAAGACUGAGUUUGCACAGGAGAAAUACAUCAAGAAAAAAAAGAAAAAGUGAGUCCGAGGAAUGUAGGCCUGUACACUCCAGGACCAGGGUUAGUGAUGAAUGAAAUGGGCUUUGUGGGUUCUGAAUGUCUUGUGUUCUGUUCCCUCCAGGUAUGAGAACAGUGUGAUGGUUCUAAGGCCCUCUUGUCGUAUCCUGGCUAUGAUGUACCACGGCAGAGAACCAGGGAAGAUAUGGUGAGUGAGAUCACCAGAGGGACAGUCACUAGUAGGGCCUGAUGGUUUUCCUGGCUAGGUCAUGCAGUCAGGAAAACUUCUGUGCCCAAAUUAUGUUGUUAUUGAGAUAAGAUUGUUGUUGUAACCCAGACUGUGUCUCUGCCUCUUCUCCUCUAGCCACCUGCGGUACGACACCCUAGCCCAGAUGUUAACGCUGGGCAACAUCCAUGCAGGCAGUAAGGUGCUGGUGUUUGAGACCUGCGCUGGACUGGUGCUGGGGGCCGUCAUAGAGAGGAUGGGAGGUAACUGGACUAUAGAAAUACCAUGUCUGGAAAUAUGGAUAGAGUUGUCAUGACCUGCAUCUGAAAUAGAACGCUAGCGUGGAACCCCGUAUUAUUGGCAUAUUCAACAGCGUUUAAGAAAUAUAUUACCUUCAACAGUGUUAUCUUGUGAUCAAGCCAUCAAUGUUAUGUGAUUAUUGGUGUCGUAAAAGUGUUAGCUAACGGGUUAGCAAUUAGCAGGUUUGACAUUUCAGUGGAAAUACUACUAUUAUCAGCUUUUUGAUAAGCGGUUUAGCAAAUAAAUACGUCCAGUAUUAUCGGCAUACGGUCCCCAGUUAUUGGCCACCUUACUAUUUUGUUCAUUUACAAGAUAUAUCCGUUUAAUUUCGUUCAAAAAAGAGACUCCAACCACGUACCCGAAGUGUUUACUAGAUAAUUGACUAGUUGGCUAGCCUUCCGGUAAAAAAUAAUGACUUGCCUGUCAACUUUUCAUUGCGUAGCCCGGUGCGCCCUCCUGUGGACUCUUAAGAAAUGGUUCUUCACCAACAUAUUCAGUGUUGUAACCAAAUAAUGUCUCAUCAUUUGUUUUACAGAUUAAUCUUAUGCUUUGAGAAAGUAGAUAACAGUUGAAUACUAAAAUAUGAGUAUUAAUAAUUUACAUCAAAUAAAACUUUAAUUUCAGUAAUGUGCAUUGACAUAAACAAUUAAAAUACUGUUGGAGUUUGUUGCAGAGGUGCACUUGGAAAGUAAAGGAAGAAAUACACAAGAUGGGUUGAAUUAAUAUAUAUAUACACUGCUCAAAAAAAUAAAGGGAACACUUAAACAACACAAUGUAACUCCAAGUCAAUCACACUUCUGUGAAAUCAAACUGUCCACUUAGGAAGCAACACUGAUUGACAAUACAUUUCGCAUGCUGUUGUGCAAAUGGAAUAGACAACAGGUGGAAAUUAUAGGCAAUUAGCAAGACACCCCCAAUAAAGGACUGGUUUUGCAGGUGGUGAUCACAGACCACUUCUCAGUUCCUAUGCUUCCUGGCUGAUGUUUUGGUCACUUUUGAAUGCUGGCGGUGCUUUCACUCUAGUGGUAGCAUGAGACGGAGUCUACAACCCACACAAGUGGCUCAGGUAGUGCAGCUCAUCCAGGAUGGCACUUCAAUGCGAGCUGUGGCAAGAAGGUUUGCUGUGUCUGUCAGCGUAGUGUCCAGAGCAUGGAGGCGCUACCAGGAGACAGGCCAGUACAUCAGGAGACGUGGAGGAGGCCGUAGGAGGGCAACAACCCAGCAGCAGGACUGCUACCUCCCCCUUUGUGCAAGGAGGAGCAGGAGGAGCACUGCCAGAGCCCUGCAAAAUGACCUCCAGCAGGCCACAAAUGUGCAUGUGUCUGCUCAAACGGUCAGAAACAGACUCCAUGAGGGUGGUAUGAGGGCCCGACGUCCACUGGUGGGGGUUGUGCUUACAGCCCAACACCGUGCAGGACGUUUGGCAUUUGCCAGAGAACACCAAGAUUGGCAAAUUCGCCACUGGCGCCCUGUGCUCUUCACAGAUGAAAGUAGGUUCACACUGAGCACAUGUGACAGAUGUGACAGAGUCUGGAGACACCGUGGAGAACGUUCUGCUGCCUGCAACAUCCUCCAGCAUGACCGGUUUGGCGGUGGGUCAGUCAUGGUGUGGGGUGGCAUUUCUUUGGGGGGCCGCACAGCCCUCCAUGUGCUCGCCAGAGGUAGCCUGACUGCCAUUAGGUACCGAGAUGAGAUCCUCAGACCCCUUGUGAGACCAUAUGCUGGUGCGGUUGGCCCUGGGUUCCUCCUAAUGCAAGACAAUGCUAGACCUCAUGUGGCUGGAGUGUGUCAGCAGUUCCUGCAAGAGGAAGGCAUUGAUGCUAUGGACUGGCCCGCCCGUUCCCCAGACCUGAAUCCAAUUGAGCACAUCUGGGACAUCAUGUCUCGCUCCAUCCACCAACGCCACGUUGCACCACAGACUGUCCAGGAGUUGGCGGAUGCUUUAGUCCAGGUCUGGGAGGAGAUCCCUCAGGAGACCAUCCGCCACCUCAUCAGGAGCAUGCCCAGGUGUUGUAGGGAGGUCAUACAGGCACGUGGAGGCCACACACACUACUGAGCCUCAUUUUUUCUUGUUUUAAGGACAUUACAUCAAAGUUGGAUCAGCCUGUAGUGUGGUUUUCCACUUUUAAUUUUGAGGGUGACUCCAAAUCCAGACCUCCAUGGGUUGAUAAAUUUGAUUUCCAUUGAUCAUUUUUGUGUGAUUUUGUUGUCAGCACAUUCAACUAUGUAAAGAAAAAACUAUUUAAUAAGAUUAUUUCAUUCAUUCAGAUCUAGGAUGUGUUAUUUUAGUGUUCCCUUCAUUUUUUUGAGCAGUGUAUUAUAUUUUAGACAUUAAUUUUUUUGUACAAAUAAAUAAUUUCAUAUGAACACAAACAAAACAAAAUAUUAAAUCUCGACCUCCAUCACUAUAUUGUCACAAAAAUCACAAUAAAAAUCCAGCUCCACCGCUACCUCUGGAUCCCACUGCACACACCUGCAGUGGAACCAGUGCUGGCAGAAGUCACAGCACACCCAUGGCACCUCGGAUCUACACUCCUGAGGGGAGCUUGCAGGCGGAUCACACUCCCCGCAGCGAGUACAGCAGGUGGUGUCUUCUUUUAUAAAAAAUAAAAUAAGAUAAAAAAUUGAUUAAUAUGGUUUUACAAAAUGUAGAAGUUCUUCAACAACAAUAGUAAUUGAUACAACUGAGAGAGAGAGAAAAACAGAUUAUGAAGUACCUGAGAGUGGUGGUGUGACAGACGUGACCGGUGGAGCUUUUCUCUUCCUUUUCUGUGCUGCAGUUUGAGAAAAAGUAGUGUUAGACAGAGCAUGUUGCAUGAAAACCCUUUUCAACUUAUUUACAUCAAUACCUCUGGAGGAAGCUGCAGAGGUUUUUGGAGGAGGUGGAGAUGACUAGAGUGCUGGUGCUAUAGACUGUAGAUAUGUAAAGAGAUUUUUUUUUUACAUUGCUGUUUUUUAAAACAGAUAAAAACAGUCAUUUUUUUGUAAUUGUUUACCUGUGGAGGUGGCGGUAUUCAAAUUACAGGGGGCAGGGACACCAGACGAGGCUGCUAUGGUGGUGUGACCAGGGGAGAUGGAGGAGGCAGUUGGUCCAGAGGAGGCCGUGUUGGUGGUGACAGACGGGGGGUGGUGUGCAUUGGGGUGGUGGUGGACAAAACCGCCGACGAUGGCUUGGAGGAGCUGGUGUUUGUAAUGGUGGGGUUGAGGGGCCGACGAUGGUGUGGCCGGGAGAGUAGGCACGUAGCCUUCUUCUGCAGCUGGGGACUCCGGCCGCUCCUACAGGUGUUGCACACUGGGAGGCACUGGCAGUGGUGAUGCAGCUGUCAGGAGUGGUUCUAGCAGGGGGUCCACCAGAGGCGAUGGCGUCAAUGGUCUCAUCCAUGGCAGCCCUCUCCUGUGCCCUCUGUGUUCUGAGGGCUGCCCAACGCUCUUUCUCCUCUGCCUCGGCCCUCGGCCCUCUCCUUCUCACCCCUCUCCUGCCACUGGCGCGUGUAUUCCUCCCCGGUGAGGCAUGUGGCGACCACAGGGAGUCUUCUGUAUCGGUCCAGCCGAUACUUCAGGACAGUAAGGAUGUGCCCCAGGUCCUUCGCUAUCAGCCCCCCCCCUCUAUUAGGGGGUGCUCUUCUGGGACUGGAGCAGGGGCUGGGAAUGGAGCAGGGGCUGAGGGUCCUUCUGUGGUCACUGGGGAGGAGGUGCUGAUGGACGGCACGGUGCUGCUGGUUCCAGGAGAGGCGGUGGUGGGACCCGGUAGGGACCGGGACGGCAUUAAACGGGACCCUUCAAUGGCUGAAGGGUCAAAAGGGAAGAGGCCACACUUCUUAAACCCUUCCACCACAUACAGUGGGGAAAAAAGUAUUUAGUCAGCCACCAAUUGUGCAAGUUCUCCCACUUAAAAAGAUGAGAGGCCUGUAAUUUUCAUCAUAGGUACACGUCAACUGACAGACAAAAUGUGAAAAAAAUAUCCAGAAAAUCACAUUGUAGGAUUUUUUAUGAAUUUAUUUGCAAAUUAUGGUGGAAAAUAAGUAUUUGGUCAAUAACAAAAGUUUCUCAAUACUUUGUUAUAUACCCUUUGUUGGCAAUGACACAGGUCAAACGUUUUCUGUAAGUCUUCACAAGGUUUUCACACACUGUUGCUGGUAUUUUGGCCCAUUCCUCGAUGCAGAUCUCCUCUAGAGCAGUGAUGUUUUGGGGCUGUCGCUGGGCAACACAGACUUUCAACUCCCUCCAAAGAUUUUCUAUGGGGUUGAGAUCUGGAGACUGGCUAGGCCACUCCAGAACCUUGAAAUGCUUCUUACGAAGCCACUCCUUCGUUGCCCGGGCGGUGUGUUUGGGAUCAUUGUCAUGCUGAAAGACCCAGCCACAUUUCAUCUUCAAUGCCCUUGCUGAUGGAAGGAGGUUUUCACUCAAAAUCUCACGAUACAUGGCCCCAUUCAUUCUUUCCUUUACAAGGAUCAGUCGUCCUGGCCCCUUUGCAGAAAAACAGCCCCAAAGCAUGAUGUUUCCACCCCCAUGCUUCACAGUAGGUAUGGUGUUCUUUGGAUGCAACUCAGCAUUCUUUGUCCUCCAAACACGACGAGUUGAGUUUUUACCAAAAAGUUCUAUUUUGGUUUCAUCUGACCAUAUGACAUUCUCCCAAUCCUCUUCUGGAUCAUCCAAAUGCACUCUAGCAAACUUCAGACGGGCCUGGACAUGUACUGGCUUAAGCAGGGGGACACGUCUGGCACUGCAGGAUUUGAGUCCCUGGCGGCGUAGUGUGUUACUGAUGGUAAGCUUUGUUACUUUGGUCCCAGCUCUCUGCAGGUCAUUCACUAGGUCCCCCCGUGUGGUUCUGGGAUUUUUGCUCACCGUUCUUGUGAUCAUUUUGACCCCACGGGGUGAGAUCUUGCGUGGAGCCCCUGAUCGAGGGAGAUUAUCAGUGGUCUUGUAUGUCUUCCAUUUCCUAAUAAUUGCUCCCACAGUUGAUUUCUUCAAACCAAGCUGCUUACCUAUUGCAGAUUCAGUCUUCCCAGCCUGGUGCAGGUCUACAAUUUUGUUUCUGGUGUCCUUUGACAGCUCUUUGGUCUUGGCCAUAGUGGAGUUUGGAGUGUGACUGUUUGAGGUUGUGGACAGGUGUCUUUUAUACUGAUAACAAGUUAAAACAGGUGCCAUUAAUACAGGUAACGAGUGGAGGACAGAGGAGCCUCUUAAAGAAGAAGUUACAGGUCUGUGAGAGCCAGAAAUCUUGCUUGUUUGUAGGUGACCAAAUACUUAUUUUCCACCAUAAUUUGCAAAUAAAUUUAUUAAAAAUUAAUGUGAUUUUCUGGAUUUUUUUUCCCUCAAUUUGUCUGUCAUAGUUGACGUGUACCUAUGAUGAAAAUUACAGGCCUCUCUCAUCUUUUUAAGUGGAAGAACUUGCACAAUUGGUGGCUGACUAAUACUUUUUUCCCCACUGCACAUAUAUACAUAUCCUUUUUGAAAAUAUAUUUCCCUUCAUUACUUUCCAACCCCACCACCCCUUCCCUAAUUGGAAUAAACUACUGAACAACAAUGCUUAGGCCUCUUCUACUUCAAGCUUAUACAUACUAUAUACAUUUUAUGGACACAGUCAAUUUUACAAUAAUUAUAUUUUGUUUGUUUUUACUCCUGAACUUCCUCAACCUCUCCGAUCAUUUUCAUGAUGUCCAUCCGGUUUGCUUCUAUAUGCCAUAUCGUUAUAACUGUGCUCUUUCACAAAAGCUCUCAACCUAUAACCUAUAUACUUAUUAUGGACACAGUAUGCUUACAUUAUUAGUUAUCUUGUUGUUAUUAGUCCCAUCUUUCAACUCCAUUCAACACCACCCAUCUAUCUCUUAACACCAUCCAUAUUGGAUUUCUAUUUGCCAUAUAUUUUUCAACUGUACUGUGAUGUUUUACAAAAAACAAUAUUGUUGGAAACAAAAAUAUUAUUAUAUUAUUGAUCGAUUGACUAUGACUUUUCAGAUCACCCAGUAAUGCUAUCUGCAGGGUUAGCUCCAGGUAAAUAUUGCAAUCAUUUAGCCAUUCCUGGACCUGUGUCCAAAAACAAGCUACAAAUGGACAGUACCAAAACAAAUGAUCUAAUGAUUCUGUCUCUUCGCAGCAAAAUCUGCAGAGCUGGGAAGAUUGUAUAUAAAUAACAUUCUAUUGGUAGCAAGAAUUUUAUAUAAUCAUUUUAAUUGAAAAAUUCUAAGCUUUGAAUCCGGCGUCGUUUUGCAUAUCAGUUCAUAAACACUAUGCCAUGGGAUCGGUACGUCAAAAAUCUCUUCCCAACUAUUUUGCAAUCUAUAUGGGACGGCUGUCAUCCUUUGGUCCUUAAAUGAAACUGGUAUACUUUUUUAUUUAUCACAGUUUUCUUUAACCAAUUAUGUUCUUUAAUGCAAGACCGACAGACAAGUUCCUUACUUUUCCCCCCUCCACUUUCCUCUUCCAUUUUUGCGGUAAGGCUGCAAUUAUUUGGUUGUAAUUUUGGGUAGAGCAGACAUUUCCAUAUGUUUUUGUUAGCUGCGUGUGCGACAUAACUCAACCAGUCAAGAUUAUACCUUUUUUAAACAUUUUGUAAAAAAAAAAAAGGUUUCUUAUCAAUUAGCAUAUUUGAGUUUAACCACAAUAUUUGUUGCAUUAUUUGUUCUGUCGUUUCUGGAGGAUUACAUUUAAAUUGCAACCAACUUUCUAUGGUUGUUUUAGAAAUAGUGAUAUUUGGGAGAUGAUUUCCUUUUCAAAUAACUGAAAGGGAGAGGUUGUAAUCUGAAUAAAGGGAAAAAAAUAUUAUUUUAGCGACUGUUCAAGCAAUAAUCAAAACAACACUGUAAGCCGAUGAGAACCCAAAAAAGUGUUUGUUUAGAUGUAAUAACUACAUAAAUCUAGAUUUAAUGGAUCUUGAAUGGGCACAGAUGGCGAACAGCAGUGGUUUUCCCUCAAGAUGGGAAUGGUUUAGGGGACUACUUCUUCAUGACGUGAAUAGCAAGUACACUAUAUAUACAAAAGUAUGUGGACACACCUUUAAAUUAUUGGAUUCGGCUAUUUCGGCCACACCCGUUGCUGACAGGUGUAUAAGUUUGAGCACACAGCCAUGCAAUCUCCAUAGAAAUGCAUUGGCAGUAGAAUGGCCUUACUGAAGAGCUCAGUGCCAAGCGUCAGCUGGAGUGGUGUAAAGCUCGCCGCCAUUGGACUCUGGACCAGUGGAAACGCGUUCUCUGGAGUGAGGAAUCACGCUUCACCAUCUGGCAGUCUGACGGACGAAUCUGGGUUUGGCGGAUGCCAGGAGAACGCUACCUGCCUAAAUGCAUAGUGCCAACUGUAACGUUUGGUGGAGGAGGAAUAAUGGUAAUGGUUCGGACUAGGCCAGUGAAGGGAAGGAAAUCUUAACGCCACAGCAUACAAUGACAUUCUAGAUUAUUCUGUGCUUCCAACUUUGUGGCAGCAGUUUGGGGAAGGCCCUUUCCUGUUUCAGCAUGACAAUGCCCCCGUGCACAAAGCGAGGUCCACAGAAAUGGUUUGUCGACAUCGGUGUGGAAGAACUUGACUGGCCUGCACAGAGCCCUGAGCUCAACUCCAUCGAACACCUUUGGGAUGAAUUGGAACGCCGACCUCACUAAUGCUCUUGUGGCUGAAUGGAAGCAAGUCCCGGCACCAAUGUUCCAACAUCUAGUGGAAAGCCUUCCCAGAAGAGUGGAGGCUGUUAUAGCAGCAAAGGGGGGACCAACUCCAUAUUAAUGCCCAUGAUUUUGGAAUGAGAUGUUCGACGAGCAGGUGUCCACAUACUUUCGGUCAUGUAGUGUAUAUCAGCAGUCAACAUUUUAUGUAAUACAUUUCUAUCGGAAUGUCCUGUAAUGUUGCAUUCAUCUGAAGACAACCAAACAGACACAUCCAUCUUCACAUUGUGUCUCUCUCCUCUCUCCUCCAGGCUAUGGGUCAGUGGUGCAGAUGUACCCAGGAGGAGGUCCUGUGAGGGCGGGGGUAGAGAGCUUUGGGUUCCCCUCCCACUUCCACGACACGCUCCAUGAGUUUCCCAUCUGUCACGUCAACGCACUGCUGGCAGGGACACUGGACACGGAGGCCAAAGACAUAGACACAAGUGUGUGGGAUAUAAUCCUUUGACAGACCAACAAUGCCAUACUGUCUCAUCUAUUGAAUUGAUUGAUAUAUUGUCACAACUCUAGAUGCUGGACAGGCCAAUGGGGACAAGUCCAACCUGACCCAGACUGACCCAGAGAAGGCAGAAGGCAAGGGGGGCAGUCCAGACACAGAAGACCAGAGUAUGGAGACUAGUACCAGUACAGACCCUGCCGAGGACAAGGAGAGAGAGGAGAGGGAGAAACGCAGAGAGAUCAGAGUAUGACAACACAUAGUGAAGCAGCAAGUAGUCUCUGUUAUUUGUGUCACUUCCUGGUGCUUGUGUGCUCCAAAGAUUUAAACUGUGUACAAUUGACAAGCAACUGUAUGUUGUGUUUCAGGCCCAGGAGAAGAUUGUGAAGACUGAGGAGAAGAGGAAGAAACUAUCUGCUGCUGCCGGCGUGCUGAAGGGGAGGAACGCUGACGGGUCAGUCUGUUCUUUCCUCUCUCUCACCUCCUUCAAUUAGUUUUAAUGACACUAGGUUACAGAGUGAAUUCUAGAACUCUAAACCAUUCAUGUGCUGUUAAUAGACAUGUAUAAGCAGUAAUAAACUGUAUAACAGCUUUUUGGCACUAAGAUUACACACCCCUGACAGUUUCUACUCUGUCGUGGUGUUGCCUGUUGGUGUUGUCUUGCGCUGUCUGAAAUCAGUCAAACAUGUCAAUGUUAACAUCUUCAUUUCAACACAAGAGGAACAAAAGAUGAUUGCUUAGCAGUAAUCUUGAUCCGAAGUGAGAUAGGUGUGACAUGUCUAGUUAAAGAUGAUUGAUGUUGGGGCCUACAGCAGAUGUCAUCUGAACCCAUGAUUAUUGAUUGGUUUGUUGAGGAAUUGGGGGAAGCUCAUGUUUCUCCAGGUCACCUUUAACAUGUAAACAACUAGUCUACAUCCCUAGUCUUUCUCUACACCUGAGUUCCGAUACUUUCAACAGGCCUUCUUCCAUCCUCCCUUCUUUGAAGUAAUUACUAAUCUCACGAAAUUGGUUAGGUGAAAGCAACAGUUCUACUGUCUAGUUCUACAGUAUAUCUCUGGUUCUCCUCCUCAGGUUGGUGAUAGCCAGUCGGUUCCACCCCUGUCCAGUUCUACUGGGUUCUACUGUCUAGUUCUACAGUAUAUCUCUGGUUCUCCUCCUCAGAUUGGUGAUAGCCAGUCGGUUCCACCCCUGUCCAGUUCUACUGGGCCUCAUCAAGUUCCUCGCCCCCUCCAGGCCCUUUGUAGUGUACUCUCAAUACAAAGAGGUAUGCAUUUGAGUGUUCUCUAGUAUGCUUCCUAGUGUGCUCUAGUGUGUCUUGUGUACUUAAUUAAGUAGUGUAUUAAAUAAGCUUGUUACUUUAUUACUGUUAUUAUUGUUUCUAGUAGACCCUAGUGUACUGCCAUUUAUACAGAAGUACAUUUAUUGUCUUUCUCCAGUGGGUAAUUGCUCAGUGAUAUAAGUCUGUAGUCUAGUCUGUAUUAGGAGUUCUCACCGCUGUCAUGUUCACUCUGUUGCUCUUCUGUGGUUACUAAAACUCUUGUCAUUUCUGUCUGUCUCUCUCUCUUCUACAGCCUCUGAUAGAGUGCUAUUCAAAGCUCAGGGAACAAGGCGGAGCAGUCAGCCUGCGACUCACCGAUUCAUGGAUCAGACAUUACCAGGUAUAAGCAUCAAACUGUACAACGGUCCCUGUGGAAGCGUCCAUGUUUGUAGUACCAGCACUAGCUUUGACCUCUGACCUCUUCUUGUCUCUGUGUGUAGGUCUUGCCUAACAGGACGCACCCCAUGCUGCUAAUGAGUGGGGGCGGGGGCUACAUCCUCUCCGGGACAACAGUUGCUACGGAUACGACUAAAGCGAAGACCUGCUCAACAACCGCAGAAGAGCCGGCCGCAAAGAGACUGAAACUCACAGAGACCACAGAGGGAUGACAGUUAGACUAUUGAGGGGUGCCCAUAGGUUGUGGAAUUUAAAUCAUUGAUGACUUGAUAUAUGUGUACUUGUGGAGGUGGGGAUAGAAUCACUAAAAUCUCUCUCCCUCCUCCUGAGACCAGUUAUAAACUAUCAUGGCUGUUAUUCAGCACUGGAGCUGCUCUCCAAAGCUCUAAGCUCCCAAAUGCAGCAUUUUGUUUGUAUUUAAUAUUAUUUUAGCAGAAAAGUGCCAUGUGAUGAUGUAAAGCAGCCAUUUGCUAUCACAGCCUCGUAACUGUACUGCAUCUGUGAAUUUCAAUAAAUACAGUGCUGUUAAAAUACUAUUACUCUUGAAAACCAACUCUGUUCCUGUGGUAUUAAAAUCCUGAGAUACGUGUUAGAAUAA
Coregonus sp. 'balchen' is the source of this 14455-nucleotide messenger RNA. The record is from the annotation of a GenBank genome assembly. Lineage: Eukaryota; Metazoa; Chordata; Actinopteri; Salmoniformes; Salmonidae.